AAACGCAUGGCCUGUCUCCUCUAUCCCACGUUUAUGUUAGAGGCGGCACGGCGCCGUUUUUUAUUUCUCAUGAUUUCUUCUUCACGUAACGUGUCCCUGGACCAGCACUGAAAUCCAACGUCCUUGGAUCUGUUGUUUGGUGAAGUCAAAGUCAUGGUGAAAGCUGUGGUAGGAGAGGAAACCCAACUCCAGCUAGCCGAGGAUCGUCUCUCCCAAUCUUCACUUCCCGCGCAGGUUGGUCUGGUGAUAGGGAAGCUCAGCUCCAUUCUCGACCGAGGCUUCGUGUUCGAUUUAGUACCAACUCCUCAAAACGAUGCCGGAGAGCCAGCUUGUUCGGUUUUGGAGCCAGCUAAAGACAACAGGAAAAAGGGAUCGAAAGCCAAAUCUCGGACAUCUGAUUCUUCCUCUUCUUUGGUCAUUGACAAGGAUUGGGUCGCUGAACAUGCUCGCCAGGUGUCAAGAAUGAUGGUCGGUGGAAUGAAAGUAGUGGGUAUUUAUGUGUGGGCUAGUGAGGCCGCAUUCAAGAACUCUACCAUGGUACUUUGCCAGACUGUGAAAGGAGUUGCUGAAGCAGCAUCAUUUUCGGAGGAUGACCUUGAUGAAAGAUUGCUUAUUCACAUAUGUUAUAGUCCAAGGAGAUGGACAUGUCGAAAUUGUAAGCUCUCCUCAAAUAUAACAUCGAGCAGCUUACGGCCUUGUGACUUCAAAAUGGGAAGGGUCUUAACUUCCCUUCAAACUUUUAAGUGCUUUUAUAACUUUGAUCUUAGAUUGCCAAUAUAUCAAGAGAAAACAUCAAAAUCCCAGACGCUUAGUGAUGUUCUCCAUAAUGGAAUUUCAAUUUAUGCAAAAGAGCUGCGAGGUGCAAAAGCCAUUAUGGACGGAAAUCUGGUUGUUAACGAUGGGAUAUGCACAACAGAUGGUUUGCAUGAAGUUGAGCUGCUUCUACCAUUCAUGAGAGAUAUAUAUAUUGAAGCAUGCAGCCAGAAAGAUGUUGUAGGCGUUGUCAAUUUUACAGGCUCUGUAUGUUCCUUUGCGUUCUUGAAUUCUAAGGAACCAAUUUCACAGGCUAUUGCUGAUAUAAAGGAUGAUAUCAUCAGGAGUUUGCAAAGCAGGCUGGAUAUCAUUUGUGAUGAAACAGAUGAAGACCUAGGGCCAACUGACAACGGAAUUAGGGAAGCAAGCAAUGACUCAUCAUCUGAAAAGCCAGUUUCCCAACUUGUUUUGAAUUCCUUGAGGAAAAAUUGCAAUCUUUCGUUACCUGGGAGGGUCUUUGUUCCAUGGUUGGCGGGUACAUUUAUCAGUGACUAUAUACAAUCAUCUGAGACACUUGAGGUUCUAAAAGAUCAUUGUGUUGAGUUGAUGUCCAUGGAAGCUCCAAGUGAUGCCUCAACAAUCUUGGAACCUGAAGAAGAAGCCCUCAGAGUGACCACUGGAUCUUUUUGGGAUGUAGUAGUCCCCUACACAUCUGCAACUAACUCUUCCCAAGAAAAGAAUAGAGAAAUUACCAGCACAGAAAGCAGCCAGAAAACCAUCAAUUCAACCAAUGUCAACUUCAUUGCUGCUGUUUUCUUCCUCCUCCUCUCUGUUUUAGCUGGUUACAUGCUUGUUCGGAAAUCAUAAUGCACUGAGUAAACAUUUGGUAGUAAUAUGGAGAAUUCUGAGAAAUCAAUCACUCGUCAACUAGUAUUCGAUUAAGUAUGAUUACUUCGAACUUUUACCUAACAUCCCUGCAUCCAUGGUAAGGUAGCCACCCCAUAAAAUAAAAAAAUGAAAAUGAAAAUUUUGUUCUGACAGGAAAAUAAUUCCAAACAAAAAAAAAAGUGUUUUGGAUUUAGUAUGUUUAUACAAAUUGAGACAUUAUUAUUUUUGUAUUUUACA
Durio zibethinus is the source of this 1878-nucleotide messenger RNA. RefSeq lists its product as uncharacterized. Gene Ontology annotation, cellular component: endomembrane system. Lineage: Eukaryota; Viridiplantae; Streptophyta; Magnoliopsida; Malvales; Malvaceae. Gene Ontology annotation, biological process: intracellular protein localization. The record is from RefSeq and is a predicted model, not a curated record.